GUCGUCCUUUUUCUCUUUCCAACAGCCACCUGGUCUUUCUGCUUGUCUUCCUCCUGCUUGUCUUGCGUCUCGUCUCGCCCUAUUGUUCCUAGUUUCGUCUCCUUCGUACCAGUAAUCCAACAUGAGCUCUCACGAUAACGAGGAACUUAUCGACUACGAGGAUGAACACGACAUUGUCGCCAAUGGUGCCGCAGCGCCUGCAGCGACUAACGGGGCUGUUGCCACCACAGCACCUGCAGUUGACGGCGAGGGCGAUAAGGACAAGAAAAACUUUUCGGGCAUCCAUUCUACUGGAUUCAGAGAUUUCUUGUUGAAGCCCGAGUUGUUGCGUGCCAUUAGUGACCUUGGUUUCGAACAUCCUUCAGAAGUCCAACAAGAAUGUAUCCCUCAAGCUGUCCUUGGAAUGGAUGUCCUUUGUCAAGCAAAGUCCGGUCACGGAAAGACCGCUGUGUUCGUCUUGGCGACCCUCCAACAACUUGAGCCUGUGGAUGGCGAAGUCUCCGUUCUCGUGCUGUGCCACACGCGAGAACUGGCUUUCCAGAUCAAAAACGAGUAUACCCGAUUUGCCAAGUACAUGCCUGAUGUUCGUGUCAGCACCUUCUAUGGCGGUACCCCCGUCUCCAAGGAUGCUGAGCUGCUCCGAGACAAGAACAAGUGCCCACACAUUGUUGUCGCCACCCCUGGUCGCCUCAACGCCCUGGCCAGAGAUAAAGUACUGGACGCCUCAAAAGUCAAACAUUUCGUCCUGGACGAGUGCGAUAAGAUGCUCGAACAGCUUGACAUGCGUCGCGACGUUCAAGAUAUAUUCCGCGUCACCCCCCACCACAAGCAAGUUAUGAUGUUCAGCGCGACGUUGGCAAAGGAGAUUCGGGUGACUUGCAAGAAAUUCAUGACAAAUCCUCUCGAAAUCUUCGUUGACGACGAGACAAAGCUCACACUUCAUGGCCUCCAGCAACACUACGUGAAGUUGGAGGAGGUCGGCAAGAACAGAAAAUUGAACGAGCUUUUGGAUACAUUGGAAUUCAACCAGGUCGUCAUCUUUGUGAAGUCGGUUGCUCGCGCGAUCGAGCUCGACAAGUUGCUUGUCUCGUGCAACUUCCCAAGUAUCAGCAUUCAUUCUGGCCUCGCUCAGGAAGAGCGUAUCAGCCGAUAUACUGCAUUCAAGGCGUUCGAGAAGCGAAUCCUUGUCGCCACUGAUAUCUUUGGCCGUGGUAUCGAUGUAGAGCGGGUGAACAUUGUGAUCAACUAUGACUGUCCACCAGAUGCCGACAGCUACCUGCAUCGUGUCGGUCGUGCCGGACGGUUCGGUACAAAGGGUCUUGCGAUCACGUUUGUAUCCUCGGAGAGCGAUCAGCAGGUGAUGUCUGCGAUUCAGUCGAGGUUUGAAGUGGCGGUGCCAGAGUUGCCUGACCACAUUGACCCUGCAAGCUACAUGACGUCCUAAUGGUUGGAUACUACUUUCCUGUUCUUUCUGCUGUGGUAGAUUACUGUUUGUCGCAUCUGUAACUAUAAGCCGUUUGUGUGUUAUGAACAUUAUCCCCGCUCUUUGAAUGUGAGGCUACCCACUGGCACUGGCUAGGGUAUAUAGUAAG
Molecule: messenger RNA, 1592 nt
Organism: Somion occarium
Lineage: Eukaryota; Fungi; Basidiomycota; Agaricomycetes; Polyporales; Cerrenaceae
Source: the annotation of a GenBank genome assembly